AUGGCGGCGCCCGGCCGGGGCCCCCGAGGGCCGCCGCUGACCAUGCCCGGGCGCCGGGGGGCGCUGCGCGAGCCGGCUGGCUGCGGCUCCUGCCUGGGGGCGGCGCUGGCCCUGCUGCUGCUGCUGCUGCCGGCCGGCUGCCCGGUGCGGGCGCAGAACGACACGGAGCCCAUCGUGCUGGAGGGCAAGUGCCUGGUGGUGUGCGACUCGAGCCCGUCGGCGGACGGCGCGGUCACCUCCUCCCUGGGCAUCUCCGUGCGCUCGGGCAGCGCCAAGGUGGCCUUCUCCGCCACGCGGAGCACCAACCACGAGCCGUCCGAGAUGAGCAACCGCACCAUGACCAUCUACUUCGACCAGGUAUUAGUAAAUAUUGGCAACCAUUUCGAUCUUGCCUCCAGCAUAUUUGUAGCACCGAGAAAAGGCAUUUAUAGCUUCAGCUUCCACGUGGUCAAAGUGUACAACAGACAGACCAUCCAGGUCAGUUUGAUGCAGAACGGCUACCCAGUGAUCUCAGCCUUUGCGGGGGACCAGGACGUCACCAGAGAAGCCGCCAGCAAUGGUGUCCUGCUGCUGAUGGAGAAAGAGGACACCGUGCAUCUCAAACUGGAGAGGGGCAACCUCAUGGGAGGCUGGAAGUACUCCACAUUCUCGGGCUUCUUGGUUUUCCCUCUAUGAACACAGAGCCCCCAGACGGUGGGGAAGUUGCGAUCUGGACCCAGGCGUCUGCCCUUCCGAACACCCUGAACUUGCCAGAACAGGACCACUUGGUUCCAACCUCCUUCAGACUGUUGAGGUAGAAGAAUGAUUUCCUUCUAAAUCUCCAGUAUUUUCUUUGCAUAUCGGCCACUCCUCGGGAACCUGGCUUCUAAUUAGUUUUAGACGACGAGGUCUUAAGGAGAAACGAAUUUAUCGAUUUGAGCAAUUUGUACCUGUGAUCGUAAAGUCAAUACUGGAUUUUAUUGUCGGGGCCGUUGACUUCUCUUCCUUUUGUUUGUACGUUGUAUUGUUGCCCCACGCGAGGAGUGCCGUCGAUCUCCAGGAUGGAUUGCAGGUCGCAGGCGGGACUCAGAGCAAGAGCCCCACGAAUCACCACCGGCCGGAUAGUCCUUGAAAUGUGUUCUUUGUGUGUCUGUUCCGCCUUAAGGAAAAGAACGGCUUCGCUUUCAUUCUGUAUUUGCCCCCGGGUGGACGGGAGGCCUCGGGAGGGGGAAGGGGACAUUGUGAAUCUGUCAAGAAGCGCUUUCUCCGGAGAAGCAAAUUUUGCACGAUGGGACUGCGACUUUUGCUUUGUAUUGUUUACGUGUGUGGGGGGGUUUUUUUGGUUGUCGCUGUUCUUUUUUUUUUUUCUGGAAAAGCUUUGCUUUCUUUCCACACUCAGCUCUCCCUCCUUACCCUUACUUCUAUUUUUCGUCCUGGGAUGGGGGAGAGAAACGUAUGUCGAUUUCUUGAAUGAGACCAAACAAACAAAACAGAAAUAUACCUGUGUAUUUUGUUGUGGAUGAGACCGCACCAAACAGAAGGUACCCGUAUCUCAGAGUCCAAGUAGCAGACAGACAAUUCUGCUUCUUUCAAAGAGAUUCUCUCAGAUGCACCUUUAGAACUAACCAGCUGGAUUGUUGGGUUUUUUUUUUUUCUUUCUCUCUCUCUCUUUUUUUUUUUUUUUUUUUUUAACGCUCUGGAAUACUUUAACAACUUGAUGUUCCUGGGUGGCCUGAAUCACAUAAGAGAAGCAUGGCAGCGUAAUGACCGAGUGUUCUAAACACACGCUUCCUUGGCCCAGCGUGCUUCGGUCUUCCCAGCUGCCUGUCUUCAUCUGUCUGUGUCCACCCCUCCGUGAGUGUAUCCGGAUCAGGUGUUUCAAAGCCAGCAGGACGGGCUACUCCCCUCCAGGAUCCUCCUCUGAUUCGCCAAGGAAAGAGGCUUGUUGACACUCUCUGGGAGCACCUGUCGAGAAGCCACCUGGAAGUCACAGCGGUUACAGGUAUUGGCGGAGGCACCCUGGGAGCAGUUUUGCAAAGCCUUCCUGUUUGGGCACCUUGUACAACAAUAGUGUUAAGACGAGGCUGGGAGAUGAUGGGUGCAGGGUUCAUAGGCCAAGGAAAUGUUGCUAAUCCCAAAGCAAUCCAAGAAGAGACCUCACAGCGGACGUUAAUUUGUCUUUUGUGUAACACUGUAACCAAAAUAUUGAUGAUAAAAAGUCAUAAUUUAAGAUGCAGAAUAAAUGGGUUUGAUGUC
Messenger RNA from Prionailurus viverrinus (fishing cat), 2235 nucleotides. It is a transcript of the gene CBLN2, whose product is annotated as cerebellin 2 precursor. Gene Ontology annotation, molecular function: protein binding. The transcript has 3 exons. The record is from RefSeq and is a predicted model, not a curated record. Lineage: Eukaryota; Metazoa; Chordata; Mammalia; Carnivora; Felidae. Bases 1 to 675 code for a protein of 224 amino acids.